UAUGAAAAUUGCAAACUUACAAGUCGACAACAAAAUUUACAGAAUGAAGAUUUUAAAGAUAGCAGCAUGUGUUGUGGUCAUAUUCAACAUUGCUGUAGUCAUGUCUGCCCCACCAAGAAAUGUUGUACAAAUGCAGGAAGAAAAGCAUACCAAGGAUGUUCAUGCAGACAUACCGGUGGUCAAUGAAGCUGAGAAACUGACAGUGGAUGAGCUGCAGCCCCCUGAUCAUCUUGAUGCUGUUAAGCUGGAGAAAGACGGCAUGAUCAAUAAGGAUUUCAAAAAAGAGAUAUUUCUUGGGGAGCACGAGGAGAUUGAAGGUGACGAUUCUGAUAUUGCUGAGUCAAAGCUGAAGGACAUCUUCACCAAAGUGGAUGAGGAUGCAGACAACCGUCUGUGUAUCCCGGAGCUGGAAAGCUGGAUCAAAAAGAAGACUGAGGAACAUUUUGAUGAGGGGUUGGAAGAGAAUGAGCACAUCUUUAAACACCUUGACCCUGAUGGUGAUGGUCUUGUGGACUGGAAGGAGUACUACAUCCACUUCCUGUUGGCCAAGGGCUACCCAUCAGAGCAGGCGAAGAAACAUGUUGAGGAUUACGACAUUGACCUAGAUUACCAAGAGCGUGAGCAGUUAAUACGUUACAAGUUCAAGUGGACGGAGGCGGACAUAAACCCCAUAGAUAACAAGCUCUCAAAGGAGGAGUUUCUGGCCUUCAGACAUCCCGAACAGAGCACGCAGGCACUGGCAAACAUGGUCAAAACCAUUAUGGAGUCCCUAGACAAGAACGAGGAUCAUGUUCUAACGGAGGAUGAGUUUGUGACCUUACCGCUGGGCGAUAUUGAUGAUGAAGAACAGAAGAAGCUGGAUAAUUCCUGGAAGAAGCAGCGCAGUGUAGAGUUCAGGAACCAGAUUGAUGCUGAUCAUGACGGGAAAGCUACAGAUAAGGAGUUGUUGAUGUACAUCGACCCUCGAAGUGAAGAAAAUGCGCGUGUCGAUGCCAAGAGUCUAGUUGAUAAUUUAGAUGAUGAUAAUGACAGUUGUAUUUCUUGGAGUGAAAUAGAAGACCACAAAGACAUCUUCAUUGAAAGCAAAGUAGUUAAUGUUCGUAGAAUCUUACACGACGAGUUUUGAAUUAGUAAAAGAAAUUGGUUUUAAUUAUCAACUUACCUUUUCAUACAUUUCUAAUAAUCAACUUAGGUUUUCAUAGCUAUCUAGUCAUAAAAAUGCUGCAUUCUUUGAUUUUUAAUAUUUUGUCUAUUUUUACAUUUUUUAAGUAUAAGCAACCAAAUAGUCUACCACUGUCUUUGAACUUUUAUACACACAUUUAUUAAUGCAUAAUAGCUGAAAUACACUCAACAAGAUUAAUAAAGGUCACUACAAAAACCUAUUGUAAGCUUGCUUACAGAAAUAAUGAGAAAAACAUUAGUUGCUAGAAAGCAAGAGUGAAUCUAGGUGAACAUGUGAAAGUUGUAUCGGAAUUGUAAUGUAUACGUAAUUUUUAGACCCUUAAUAAUUUUGAUGGGUGUAUGUGGUUCAGGUGUAAAAUAACCUAUGAAGUAUCUUUUUUUUAAGACAUGUUCGAACAUGAACAAUGUUAAACAUGUUGAUUAUAUUUCCAAGUCUUAUUGUAACAUAACAAGUGAAAUUACUUGUAAAUAUAGGUUGUAUUCUAACAGUUGAAAUGUUAAAUCUGUGCUAAUAUAAAGAUAUAUUGUCAUAUAACUGUUGCUAUGACAACUUUUGUCAAAAUGAGGGCAUUAUAUUGCUAUGAAACAAGACUGUAAAAUAAUAGAAUCAUAAGUUAAAUCUUGAUAUGUGGCUGUUCAGAAUACAUGUAUACAUAUUGUCGAGUACAAGUUGUAUGGAGGCUUUUAAUUGGCUAGUUGGAAUGUUGAAUCUGAGGCUUUUCAUUGGCUAUUUGGAAUGUUGAACCUGAGGUUUUUCAUUGGCUAGUUUGAAUGUUGAACCUGAGGCUUUUCAUUGGCUAGUUGGAAUGUUGAACCUGAGGUUUUUCACUGGCUAGUUGGAAUGUUGAACCUAUCUGAAAUAGAUGACUUUGUAAACAUAGGCUGUAACAUGUUAUUAUGUAUUUCUUUGUCUCAUAUACUCAUGCUGGUAUGUUAUCAUGAACUGGAGUUUUGGAAGUAAACUUGUAAACAAUAUUUAGAAAACACUAUUUUCAAGAAAUCUGUUGUGAAAAAAACAAACAAGUUAUUUAUCAAUUCUUAAAAUAAGUUUAAGUUGAUAGUUUCAUGUAAAAUGUUUAACCCUUUGAGUUAACAAAGUUUGCUUUAUAAGUCUGAUCUAAGUUAUGAUACAUAUAUUAACAGUAACAGUAAUAUUCAUUGAAAUGAAAUUAAACCACUGUUUGGGGGAUAUUGUUUUAAAUAUGUAUUGGGAAAUCUUGUUUUAAUGUUAUUUUUAAAUAUGAAUAGUUAAUUUUAAAUAUGUUAAAGGUUUUAGCUUGUCAGUUUAAAAAGGGGGAUGCUUCUGCCCCCUUCUGCCCUCAAAAUUCAAAUUCUUAAAGUAAGCCACUGUAUUUGGGAAAUGUUGUUCUAACUAUGUAUAUGAAUUUAGCUUGGCAGCUAUAAAAGGGGCUGUCCCGUGCCCCUUUAACCAUCAUGACACAAAAUUGAACACACUGUUGCCUUCACAGAAUUCAAUGCUUACAGUAAUCAAAGAGUCUUUUGUUUUUGUAAUGAAAACUUAUUGUAUGAUUAUAAAUGGAUACAAACUUUGCAUAAUUAGCAGUUGAAACUUAAAAUUACUUCAAUUAAACACUAUUUUCAAUUUUUUUAUUCAAAAUCAAAAUAGAAAUUGUUCUUCACAGCGCAAUACAAUGUAUCUUUUUUGUAGCACCCUGUCCUGUCUCAAGUCGGGCUAAUGUCCAUCAUAAUGUAUACCAGAUGUCGCACAUGUUCAUACAUGUACCGUAUAUACAUAUAUUAAAAAAUAUAAUCACUUAUAAUAUCUUUCAAAAGUAUUGUUACAAUGUUAAUUGUUGUUGUGAUUGGUAUAUUGUAUGUUGUCUGUAAUGUAUGAAAGUUCAUAUAUAAGUAUGAACAUGUACACAUUGCCUUUUUGUAUGAUAUUCGGCCACAUGGGUCCUUGAUCUUCUGGUGAAUGUUCUGUUUUGUUCUGUUCUGUUCAGGUGUCUUUCAAUUGUUUUAGUUUUAGUUUUUUAUUGAUGUUUGUUUGUGUUUGUUAGCUAGAUGAAACAAAUUCUCUGUCAUGUCAUUUCUCAAAUAUAUGAUAAACAUUUUUAAUCUGACCAGUGUAAAAUUUUAUUAAUGUUGUAUGAUAAAUUUGUUGUUAUUGAAUAUUUUGUGCAAUAUAAUUAUGAAGAAUUCCAAAUAAUUUAUUUUAUCAGCCCAAUUAUUCAUUUAUUCAUUUUUUUUGGUAGAAAUAAUCCUUGUAUUUUAAGAUGCAAUUAUUUUAUGUAAAAAUAUGAGGAAAAAGGUAAAGGUCUUUAAAAGAAAAAAAACAGAUUUUUUUGUCAUAUUCAAGGAGUAAUUUUUUCAUCUUUUGAAGUGCAAUAACAGUUCAUCCACAGAAUGUACAUAUUUAAGAGUAAAUGCCAUCAGGAAAAACAAUGAGUAUAGGGCUCGGGAUGGGCAGGAAAUUGAUAAACUGUGUCCAAUGACAUGAAUAACAAGGCUUCUUAUUUUGACUUAUUAAAAUAAUGGUCCAGCUAUGCCAACAGACAUGCACCAGUAUCAGCUUUUGGUGCUCUCGUUUUGGAUAUUGUUCAGGCCAAAUUUUCGCAAGCACCGUAAGUCCCUUAGUCACAGGGUUAAGACAAGUUGAUUUUUUUUGUUUCGGUAUAAUUUGUGUAAUAUUUACAUUAUUAAAUGUAAAAGUUUUUGAACUUUAAAAGGAAAAUUAUCUUUAUUUUGACUACUACAAACUAAUUUUUUAUUUUUCAAAAGUUAAGUAAGAAAUCUGGCAUUAUGAAAUAUGCUACUUAAGCUUGUCAUGCUAAAAUCUUUCGAUAAGUUGGUACCUGAUUCAAGAAUCUUGUUGUCAAAAAAUAUUUGCAAUUCCAUACUUCAUACUCUACACACCAAUGUGUCAAGCCUGUUUUGUUUCUUUUGAACAACUGGCCCCAUUUCCCGAAACAUCUUAAGUCUCUUAUAACAGGAUUAAGCUAAGCUGGCCUGAGGCCGUAAGCAAGAAUCUUGGUUGUCAAAAAAAAUGGACUUUGAAAAGAAUCACUGAUAUGCUUUAUGAAUAUGACCCCUGAUAAGCCUUUUAAAUCAGCCUUUGUUGUUGUUGUUAACACAUGAAUCUGUGAUAAUACAUGAUUGUGUAUGGUGUACUGUUGUGGGAUGGUUUCGCAGAAAGGGCAUAGGAAUUAUUUUCUAUGUAAAGUGCAUGGAUAUUUUGGUUUUUACAUAUAUUUUAAAAAUGUUAAUGUUUAAUACGAGUUUGAUUGUUUAUAUUAGCUGUAUGUUUAGAUAUCAAAUGAUUUGAAGAGUCAAUGCUCAGUAUUAAUUUCAGUUAGAACAAAGGCUGGUAUCUAUCUAUAAGAAUUAAAAAGGUUUUGUACUUUAUGAUGAAUGUAUGUGGUAUAUUAUGACUUGACUUGAACAUUCCCGAUUAUGUACAAUAAGGGACAUCUUGUCAAUGCAGGUAACAUACGACUGCUUUUUCAAGUUAACCUUGCUGAGUGGUAGUAAUUAUUAUUUCAAAACUAAGAGCUUUAUCUGUCAGUUUUAAGGAAUAAAUUGAUUUUGCGAAGCUCACUUAAAUAUGCCACAUUGACAUUCUUCAUCGUACAAUAUUUUGGUUAAUACUAAUUUAUUUUGCUUGAUUGUAAACACAGCUGAAUGCUGUUAUGAAUCACUCUCGAGUCUUGUUUCUGGGCAAAAACCAGUACUGUGUCUUUUAUGAGAGGCCAUGAGAAAGUACCUUAUCAGGAGAUGAAAGCCACAACCUCUUUGUUGUGAGAUGGAGACCUAUACCAUUAGACCACCCUCACCCCUGAUGAUAUUUUAUUGUACGCACGCUGAUGGCCCUAUACAGACUACAUGUGCACAUGUUACUGGACUGCUAGGCUUGGCCCUUAAGUUGCUGUUGUAAUACUUCAAACAGUACACACAUUUGUUCGAAGCCUGUUUUUUUUCUCGAAACAACUCAACUCUCUUAUUACAGGAUAAAGUUAAGCUCACUUAUUAUUGUUUUUGUAUAAUUAGAUUAUUUUUUUCAUUUACGGAGUUUUGAGACUAUUAUAGGAAAUGAUUUUUAAGAAAAUCAUGAUAAGCUGGGGCCUGUUUAGUAGCGUAAUUACAUCAUGUCAAAGAGAUUCUCCAUGGUGAUUUACAAGCAAACCCACAUGACUAUUAUACACAAAAAACAAAUACCAAUAAAAAACUGUCAAUAUUCUUAUGUUGGUAGGAAAAUGUUUCUUUGAAUAGUUGUAUUGAUACAUGUUUUAAUUAAUGUUUUCCAUUAAGUAUUAACGAAAUUAUAUAUAUAUAUAUAUUUAUAUGUAUUACACAUUUUUAAAUGUAGUUUAUGUUUAUGUAUUUUUGUUUAUGACUGGGAUAGCCCACAUCUAUUGUCUCAUUUAACUUUCACAUUUUGGUAAUGUAUAAUAUCGGCUAUGCUUCAGUCUAGAAGAAUCGGAUGGGUAUCAACAAUUUCUGCAUGUCAGAACAAUUUCUCUGCUCAUGGCUAUUUUUAUAUUUAUAUGUGGGAGAUUAUAUUGACAGUAGACUACGGUACAUAACAUACCACUUAAUGGAUGUAUCAAUGUUUAUGCCGUUUUUAAGCAAUUUUUGACUGAAAUCAAUAUGUUUAUCUAGAAUGCCUAAAUUUUGGUGGCAAUUUACAAAGGUCAUAGGUAAAAACUGAAAUCCUUAGAAAAUAGAAACUGCUUAUUACAACCAAGACUGCUAAGUGUAAAAAUGUCAUAAUAAUACAUACUGUGUCUAUGGUAGCAUAAUAAAGCUAUGUGUGCAUUGUCAUUUUCUGUUAUAAUUGUGUAUUAUGACAUCAUGAUGGAACUGUACGGUAUGUAUUCAUAUAAGUGUAGUGCACUUUUAUUUUCUGGGUUUGUGAACAAAUAAAUGAUUCAACUAAUA
Molecule: messenger RNA, 6081 nt
Organism: Mya arenaria
Lineage: Eukaryota; Metazoa; Mollusca; Bivalvia; Myida; Myidae
Product: 45 kDa calcium-binding protein-like
Exons: 9
Coding region: 2-1126 (374 amino acids)
Biological process (GO): calcium-ion regulated exocytosis
Cellular component (GO): endoplasmic reticulum
Molecular function (GO): calcium ion binding
Source: RefSeq, a predicted model, not a curated record